UGCACUGUUUUGAGGGAGCGACGGUGGAUUUACCAUAACGUUUGCUGCGACAUGUUGUGUCCCGAAGAUUUGAGCAAGCUUUGGCUGAGAUAAUUCAGGCCUGCAGGUUUGAUUGCCCUAGAUUUGGCCCCAUGGCGUUCAGUUGUUUCUUUGGUUUGGACCAUUUGGGGGAUCGUAACACGGGAUCAGUCGCAACAUUCAUUGUAGCACAUUCAAACGGUUAGUGGUGGCAGGCACCGAGGAUCGACUUGCUGCCACCGCUGCGAAGUCAUGGCUUGCUUGGACUUUGCAAGAUCAGGGGGGAAGGCACGAGAGAGCUCGGGAGGGAGGGUUGAGCACUUGGAGAGCCAUGUUGAUGAUGGACGCGUCACGUUUUCUUUCUCGGUUCGCUGAACGACAGCGCCACUCGCUGGUUGAAUGCGAUACAUUUCGGAGUUUUAAUUUUCUUUCCUAUUCCUCUCUAGCUAUUACGAUCCCUGUACCGGAAUCCAGAUUGGAGUCUAUCUGCUGCAACGAGGGUGGCAGUACUUGCAGCCGUGUGAUCUCUUUCGCCUCAUCACUAGGCCGCACCAUAAUACAUCCAGAUCUCCGCUUUGAGUGCACUUUGCAGGUACUUUCCACAGCGUUGAUUGAUGGGAUUCAAUCAAAGGAUUCUUCAAAUUUUCUGUUUCUUUCAACUUCUUUGACUGCUCUCAGGGAUCAGUGGCUAGAGAAACAAGCUGUCAUCGUACUCGUUUGCCCAGCUCGAUUUCUAUUUCUACUUUCUGUCUGAGGUCCCCACUUAUUCUGACUCGUGAUACUAAU
Molecule: messenger RNA, 804 nt
Organism: Physcomitrium patens
Lineage: Eukaryota; Viridiplantae; Streptophyta; Bryopsida; Funariales; Funariaceae
Source: RefSeq, a predicted model, not a curated record